AUGGAAGGUCUCUCAAUCCUGCGUGGCAACCAGGCCGGAAUUUCAGGAUGGCCCGAAGCUCCUACUUCAUUUAAGCCUCAGGACGUGGGUGCGACUCUCACGGGGUUCCAGAGGCCUAUCCGCGUCGAGGGAGAGAUUUACAACCUCGAGAUUGAGGGUGAAAUUCCAAAGAGCAUCGCAGGAACCUUCUACCGCAUCAUGCCUGACCCAGCCUUUCCGCCCUUCAUCAAGGACGACAUUUGGAUGAAUGGAGAUGGCGUUGUCUCAUCAUUUCGCAUCAAGGAUGGCCAUGUCGAUUUCAAGCAGCGUUACGUUGAAACGGAGAAGCUGAAGGCCGAAAAAGAGGCAAGGAGAGCACUUCUCGGGAGAUACCGUAACAAGUUCACUGAUGCCAUCGACUUCCGUGUCCGCACAGUUGCAAACACCACAGUCUUCCCGUUUCGGGACAAGAUCUUCGCGCUCAAGGAGGACGGACCCCCUCACGCCAUGGAUCCCAUUACCCUCCAAACCUACGGUGUGUGGGACUUUGAUGGGCAAUGGGAUAGUGAAACCUUUACUGCUCAUCCCAAGUACGACACCACUACUCGCGAGAUGACGGCAUUUGGAUAUGAAGCCAAGGGCGUCGCGACCAAAGACAUUCUUUAUGGGUCUUUUGAUAAGCACGGAAAGAUGACUGAGAAGGUUUGGUUCACGGCGCCCGUGUGUGGCUUUCAGCAUGAAAUGGCAAUGACGGAGAAUUUUGUCCUAUUCCCGAUCAUCCCGUCCCAUUGCGACUUGGAGCGUCUCAAGUCCGGCGGCUCCCACUGGCAGUGGGAACCCGAGCAGCCGUACUAUAUUGGAGUCCUUCCUAGGCGCGGAGCCAAGACGACCGAUAUCAAGUGGUUCUACGGCGAUAACGCAUACAUUGGUCACGUCGCCAACGCUUGGGAAGAGGACGGCAAGAUUCACCUUUACAUGGCUUACGCGGAGGGGAACAUCUUUGGUUUCUUCCCUGACAAGGACGGAAAGGCACCGCCACCUGGGACCUACCCGAACAAGCUCGCGCGCUGGAUCAUUGACCCCGAGUCAGACGAACUUCAUCUUUCGAAACCUGAGACCGUCAUUGGCCAAGACAACGAAUUCUUCCGUGUGGAUGAUCGUUUCGUCGGCUACAAGACUAGAUACAUUUUCGGUGCUAUUAAUGAUGACUCGAAUGGAGGUACCGACUGGGGUUUUGUCGCUCAACGCAUCGGAGGAGGGUUCCCACCCUUUAACUCCAUAUACAAGAAGGAUUUGAAGACAAACAAGAUCGACGUGUACUCUAACGGACCCUACAGACUGUAUCAGGAGCCUGUUUUCAUCCCUCGCAAUCUGGACGCCGAGGAGGCUGAUGGAUACCUGAUCGGUCUGACAAUGAACUAUGAGGAAAUGAUCAGUGAACUGGUCAUCUUGGAUACACGGGACUUGAGCAAGCACGUAGCUCUGUGCCGCCUUCCAUUGAAAUUGCGUAUGGGCAUACACGGAAGCUGGGUUGAUGACACCGACGUUGACGGCCACGCUGAGAUGCCUACCAAGCCUUGA
Messenger RNA from Fusarium keratoplasticum, 1560 nucleotides. RefSeq names its product Lignostilbene-alpha,beta-dioxygenase isozyme III. The record is from RefSeq and is a predicted model, not a curated record. The coding region runs from base 1 to 1560 and encodes 519 amino acids. Gene Ontology annotation, molecular function: carotenoid dioxygenase activity. The transcript has 6 exons. Gene Ontology annotation, biological process: carotene catabolic process. Lineage: Eukaryota; Fungi; Ascomycota; Sordariomycetes; Hypocreales; Nectriaceae.